Molecule: messenger RNA, 1902 nt
Organism: Brachypodium distachyon (stiff brome)
Lineage: Eukaryota; Viridiplantae; Streptophyta; Magnoliopsida; Poales; Poaceae
Product: SURP and G-patch domain-containing protein 1-like protein
Exons: 8
Coding region: 170-1522 (450 amino acids)
Biological process (GO): RNA processing
Cellular component (GO): nucleoplasm
Molecular function (GO): RNA binding
Source: RefSeq, a predicted model, not a curated record
CUUUGCUGCCGUUCCCAGUUCGCACGGCGUAGUCGAGUCGGGUCGGUAUCAUCCCGUUCCCGUCCUCAUAUUCUCUCUCCUCCCCCGACGAUCCCCCACCCACCGCGAGAAAUUGUUUUCUAGGGUUUCGAUUCCCCGUCCGAUCUCUCUCGUUCAGGAUUCUGUAGCCAUGGAUAAGGGCCUCUUCGCCAACGACGGCUCCUUCAUGGAGAGGUUCAAGCAGAUGCAGCAGGAGAUGCAGGACAAGGAAAAGGCCGCGACGCCAGGUGCCUCGUCUGUGCCACCGAAACCUGUGAACCCCAAGACACCUCUUGUUGUCGCAGCAAACAAGAGGCCGCUUGAGGUGAAGAAGGCUGGAUCGGUCUUGUCGGGUGGGAAGCUGGCCUUCAGCCUGAAGAAGAAUAAGAUCCCGGUUGCACCUGUCAAGUUUGGUGCUGAGGAGGAGGAUGACGAUGUGGAGAGGGAAGAUCAUGCGAAGCGGCACAAAUCCACCAAUGCUCCCUCAGCAGCUGCCCCACCAGGGGUUGUUGCCCCAGCACCACCAAAUGAUAUGACAGUGAGGCAGGUUGCUGACAAAUUAGCAAGCUUUGUUGCCAAAAACGGGAGACAGUUUGAGGAUGUCACACGGCAGAGGAAUCCUGGAGAUACACCAUUCAAGUUUCUAUUUGAAAAGAACUGUCCAGACUACAAAUAUUAUGAGACUCGGCUUGCUGAAGAGGAAAAGGUUCUUGCUCAGACAAAGGAGCCUCAGGCUUCAAAAAAUGUUAAUUCUAGUGUUGAAAGCUCCAGAGCACAUACUGGUCCACAGAGAAGCUCAUUUGAACACAAAUCUAACUAUCAAACACCUGCUUCAGCUUUAUAUGGGACAUAUGAGGGUAGUUCUUCCCAGGGAAACUCAUCUGGUAACAGUGAUCCCAAUAUGUCUGCACCAUCAGAUCCAGUUGCAUUGAUGGAAUUCUACAUGAAGAAAGCUGCACAGGAAGAACGAAAGAGAGCACCGAGGCAAUCGAAAGAUGAAAUGCCACCACCUCCUUGCCUUCUUCAGGGUACCUUUUCUUUCUUUUUAUUGUUCACUCUUCUGGAAGACUGUAGAGACUUUGAUAUUUAUUAUAUACUACCUUUUCUUUGUUUUGCAGGUCCUCCUAAGAAGGGACACCACAUGGGGGACUUCAUUCCUCAAGAAGAACUUGAGAAGUUCAUGGCACGCUGUAAUGAUUCUGCGGCACAAAAGGCUACCAAGGAAGCUGCAGAGAAGGCAAAGAUUCAGGCCGACAAUAUUGGGCACAAGCUUUUGUCUAAGAUGGGCUGGAGGGAAGGCGAGGGUCUUGGCAGCGAGAGAAGUGGACGUGCAGAUCCCAUUAUGGCUGGAGAUGUGAAGAAGGACCAUCUUGGUGUUGGUGCUGUCCAACCUGGUGAGGUCUCAUCUGAAGACGACAUAUACGAGCAAUACAAGAAGCGAAUGAUGCUUGGCUACCGCCAUAGGCCAAACCCACUGAACAACCCAAGGAAAGCAUACUACUGAUACAAGGAAUUCAGCUGAUGGGAGACGUAAGGAACCAAUCCUGUGUUACAUUUUUGCUCCCAGAACUAACUACUGGUUUGGGAUAUCGCUAACAGUAUUGAAAGCUUUGUUCAUCAGCAGAAAAGCUGGGAAGUUAUUUAUUCAGCAAGUAUCUUCGAAUGCCAUGGAUGUGGUGCUUCCUGUGGUUCUGCAGUAAUUUUGAUGUUGUAGUGUUCAUCCGUGUUGCUUUAAAUACUCUGAAUGUUCUUUGUGGUGUCUUAUGCUACCUCAGAUUGUGGACAAUGGAACUUUGUGAUUAUUCACUCGUGUUGGUACUUCCUUAGCUUGACUACUGUUUCUAUUUUUUCGCAAUCCAAUAAGGGCCACCUUGUGCUGUGGAA